UUGAGCACGAUUGCAACAACAACUUUUCAUUCACUUUGCGCUCCAUAUUGAACUCUAGUGAAGCUGCAAGUGUCCUGAUGUAUUUGGGGCUAACUGACCAGCCGAAUAUUUGCAGUUGUCUGUUUUACUCUGUCAUAACUAAUAAUAAUAAAGUGCUUAGGCUACAAUUCAAUACAGAAUAAAACUGCAUAUACAUAAUAUAUACGUCCAGCACGCUGUAACAUCAAAUAGCUGUAAGCUUCGGAAAAGAAGCCUAAAAAUGUUAUAUCAACAAUAAAAAUUUUAUUAUUUUUUACACAAAUGAGCUCGACACCAGUGGGCGUGGCACAGCACAGAGGAAAAUGCCAGAGAGGGGGAGACACCAGCACCAGAGGAGUGAUGCGUAUGAUGAGUAUAAGAGCAAAGACAGGGACUACUCACACAGUCGAGACCACGCGUCGUACGAUGACAGAGGUCGUAACCAAAAGCCGAGAGACCUGGACGAGAGAGGCUCUGCUGGUGACAGGAGGACCAGACAAAACAGACAGAGGGACAUGACAACUGCCUCCCACAAUGUGCCACCUGCUUACAGAGACCGAGACCAUGAAGGACCCUCGAGACUGUCCAGAGAGACUUCAGAGUACCACUCUGAAGGGGAGUAUUAUGAGCGAAAACACCGACAAGCUCUCUACAAUCUCAGAUACAUCUUAACCAGCAGAGGUCUGUGCCAGCUGAUGGAGCUGUUUGUGAAUCUGCUUAUCGUCAUCUGUGCCGGAGUGCCAUACAGCAACAACGGGGGUUACCGUGACCUGGCCAGCCUCGGUGGGAUCUACUAUUAUCACUUUGGAGGAGCCAAUGCCUUCACUGGAGCCGAUGCAGAAAGGGUGAAAGAGCUGGACCGACUUUUCCAUCAGCUCUCGCGGCCGCCAUAUGUCUUCACCAUGGCCUGCGGUGGGGUUUUGAUGGUGUACGCCUUGGCCAUGCUUGCUCUGGGGAUUUUCAGGGUCCCUUACCGCUGGCCCCCUGUGCUGCUAGCGGAGGCUCUGCUGAACUUCCUGAUCGGCCUGGGCUACAUCCCUGCGCUGGCCUUCUACUUUAUUAAGCUGCAGGGAACUUACAACGAUCCCAUCUGCAAGGAGAGAGAGCAGAUGUACAAGAGCAAAGGGCACCAGGGCUUUGAGUGUCAGUUCCACGGUGCAGAUAUCGCAGGAGGUCUGUUUGGGGUGCUCGGGGUGUUUGUGUUCAUCUUUGGUGCAGUUUUAGCUGUCAGAGCUUUCAGAUCAGUGCGGGAGCUGAAGAAGCAAAGAACAAAUGAGGACAAUAAUUUUUAAGGCUUUUCUCCUCAAUAUAUUUGAGCAAAAGUGGAAAUCCCUGUGACAAGAAUACAUGGAAGGUUUUUUGUCAUAUUUGGUGUUAUUGUGCAUUCACAAUUGUUGAAUGUGAUUUGUGAAUCAGCUUUUUUUUUAAUCCACUUUUUAUACUUUGGAGAAUUUUUUUUAAUGGGAUAUUGUGUAAUACUGUUUUAUUCCAAUCACAAGUUUACAUACCUUUGUGCUGCCUUUUUGUAAUUUCUAUAAAUGUGUAGCAAUA
Molecule: messenger RNA, 1569 nt
Organism: Plectropomus leopardus (leopard coralgrouper)
Lineage: Eukaryota; Metazoa; Chordata; Actinopteri; Perciformes; Serranidae
Gene: marveld3
Product: MARVEL domain containing 3
Cellular component (GO): membrane
Source: RefSeq, a predicted model, not a curated record